This is a messenger RNA of Cokeromyces recurvatus, 795 nucleotides long. Its product is annotated as sister chromatid cohesion protein Dcc1. The record is from RefSeq and is a predicted model, not a curated record. The transcript is spliced from 3 exons. Lineage: Eukaryota; Fungi; Mucoromycota; Mucoromycetes; Mucorales; Mucoraceae. Gene Ontology annotation, cellular component: Ctf18 RFC-like complex; chromosome, centromeric region; nucleus. Gene Ontology annotation, biological process: mitotic sister chromatid cohesion; maintenance of mitotic sister chromatid cohesion. Bases 1 to 795 code for a protein of 264 amino acids.
AUGUCAAAAGAAAUAAUAUACAAAAAUAAGUUUGAAAAGAACACAUAUAGCUUGAUUGAAUUAGGCUCUAAAGAAUUACAAGAAGCUUUUGAGUCAGGCAAAGAGGUCAUCAUUAAAGGAUAUGCGGAUGAUGAAGCUGUAUUAUGUACAGAAUCAAAGACAUUUCUUAUACGUCAAGUAAAUACAUCAAAUUCAAUGUUGUUGGUUAACGAGAAUCACACUUUGAAUCAAUAUACUAUUUGUGAUGAUAUAUCCAAUACAAUUGAAUUAAAACCUUGUCUUGCACGAUUAAAUCGAAUUGAUGAUCUACUUGGUGAAUCAUUAUAUUCUGGAUCUAAAAAUGAAAAAGAAUUAAGUAAAAAUAAGACGUUAUAUAGCUAUCAUGAUUUAUUAUCAAUUGUACAAGCCAGUGAAAAUGAGUUAUUGGAAGCAUUAGAGAAAAAAGGAGCAUUUCAACAUGAAGGACAUUUUCGACUUUUUGAACGGAAUUAUUUGUUUCGCUUAUUUGAUUCAUUAAUGACGAAUGCUAUAUUACAUGGAUAUGAUUUUGGAAAGAUGAAAUUAAGGGAAGCAAAGAAAUGUAUAAAGGAAGAAAUGAAUGCUGUUGAUGAAGAAGAAGAGCUACCUGAUCAUAUACUUACAGCAUGUAUAAAUUCGUUUAUAAAUGAUAUGAUAGACCAAGAUGAUGAAUUUAUACAAUUCGAUGAAAGGAAAAUAUGUCGAUUUUUAGGUGAAUGGUUAUUAAAUAAUCCUAGGGUAAAAAAAAAAAAAAUAGCAACUGACUUAUACGACUGA